Messenger RNA from Parastagonospora nodorum SN15, 2220 nucleotides. RefSeq lists its product as hypothetical. Gene Ontology annotation, molecular function: tRNA dihydrouridine synthase activity; metal ion binding; flavin adenine dinucleotide binding. NCBI's taxonomy places the organism in Eukaryota, Fungi, Ascomycota, Dothideomycetes, Pleosporales, Phaeosphaeriaceae. Gene Ontology annotation, biological process: tRNA processing. The transcript has 3 exons. The coding region runs from base 1 to 2220 and encodes 739 amino acids. The record is from RefSeq and is a predicted model, not a curated record.
AUGGCAGGUGAAGGUGAUCAGGUUGCUAGCGACGCGCCCGUGCCCAGCGCUGUCGCCGACAGCAAUGGCGUCGAAAGUGGCAACCGUCCAUCUAGCAGCAACCCUGAACCUUCUAGUGACAAAAAGCGCGUGCGGACGGGCAGUCAAGACAUCGACAUGGCCGACGCUCCCGUGAAGCGCCAGAAAGGCGUUGCGCCAAUCAAGGCCGAGUGCGUGGCAUUACCAAACAUAUUCAUCAUCCACCGGAGCGACAAUAAAGCUGAGGUCAAGACUGCGCCUAUCGACGACGAUGCAGCAGAAGCCGCAGAUGCCCGCCACAAAGCAGGUGAUUCUCGCGACAACCGUGCUGGUGCCAAGGGCAAGAACAACAAAAAAGACAAGAAACAAAAAGGCCAGAACACAAGCCGUACCUUUGGGAGUUCACACGACAAGUUGCCACUAUGCGGUACCCGCGCCCUCUCCAAUGAGUUCUCCGCUCCGGAAUGCAGAUUCGGCGACAAGUGCAAGUUUGAGCAUGAUUUGCGCAAGUACCUGAAGGAAGGUCGCAGAGAAGAUCUGACGACUUUCGACGGCCAGUGUCCCAUCUACGAGGUCAGGGGAUACUGCCAUCUUGGCUGGAAGUGCCGUUUUGUUGGCAGCCAUUCCGAAGAGCGCGCCACUGAACAUGGCAGGCAAGAGCUAGUGCUCCGCGAAGAUGCCGAGCGCAAGGCAAAAUUUGCAGGCCUCGAGGAUGACGAAGUUGAAGUGGUCAAUAUCCUGCCCAAAGAAGUCCGGUUUGGUCUCUCAAGGCGCAAGAUUGGAACUCCGAGAUCAGACCAAUAUCUGGAAUGGAUCAACUCGAACAAGGACCAAGAGCGCGAGCUCUUCGACAACAAUCAGGGUGACACCGAAGCGCUGAAAGAGGAGAGAGAUGCGCGACGAGCCGAGUACGUUGAGGCACCUUUCAGGCCCUCCGAAAAGCGACGACUCUACUACGGACCUGAGACACCUGUACUAGCACCUUUAACCACCCAAGGUAACAUGCCCUACCGCCGUCUGUGCGUAGAUCUCGGCUGCCAGGUUACCUGGAGUGAGAUGGCCAUGGGUAUGCCUCUGAUUCAGGGUGAGAGGGGCGAGUGGGCACUCAUGAAAGCCCAUGAAUCCGAAAUUGCUGCCCCGAGGUUCCAGAGCAAAGGCACAGUCGUUCAAGGCUACGACAAUGCGGCGGACAUCAGAUUUGGUGCGCAAAUUGCUGCGAACAAGCCUUGGCUGGCGAACAAGACAGUCGAAGUCCUGACAGACAACUGCCCAAAGCUGCGCGCUAUCGACUUGAACUGUGGUUGUCCGAUCAAUCUGGUUUGCGAAAAGGGCAGUGGUUCUGCGCUUCUCGAUAGCGAGGCAAAGCUCGAAAACAUCCUUCGUGGUAUGAACUAUGUUUCAAAGGAGGUUCCUAUCACCGUCAAGGUCCGCAUGGGUACCAAGGACAAUCAUCCAACCGCACAGAAACUCAUCAAGAGACUCGUCCUUGGAGGUUACGAGGCCCUUGCGUCUGACAAGGGCACAAGCGGUGUUGCGGCCAUAACACUCCACGGAAGGAGCAAGCAGCAACGCUAUUCGAAGAGUGCAGACUGGUCAUAUAUCGCCGAAUGCGCAUCGCUCAUCAACAGGUUGAAGAAAGAGAAGGAUGCCCAGACAGAUACUGCAGCUGAAGCCGAUCCCCGUGAUCAGGCCAAUGGCGGACACGUUUAUUUUGUCGGCAACGGCGACUGCUACUCACACGAGGAUUACUACAAUCACAUGAACAACGCCAAUGUCGACUCGGUCAUGAUUGGUCGUGGCGCACUGAUUAAGCCGUGGAUCUUUGAAGAAAUUGAGAAGGGUCAAUAUCUCGACAAAUCUGCCACUGAGCGGCUCGCAUAUAUCGAAAAAUUCGCCAAGUACGGGCUGCAGACUUGGGGUUCUGACGAGCUCGGUAUCGGCACGACGCGUCGCUUCUUGCUCGAGUGGCUCAGCUUUGCGCAUCGAUACGUCCCUGUUGGACUGCUUGAGCACCUACCACCCAACAUUCAGGAUCGUCCACCGAGGUUCAGAGGUAGGAAUGAUCUCGAAACAUUAAUGGCUAGUGAGCAUUACUUGGACUGGAUCAAGUUGAGCGAGAUGUUUCUCGGAAAAGCCCCGCCUACCUUUAAAUUUGAACCCAAGCACAAGUCCAACGCCUACGAGAUCGAGGCUGAGGGAUGA